UCCAUGCUUCCCCAGUGUUUCAUCAUCAUAAUGUUUCUUUUCCUUCCUUCCACCGGUUAUCUCCACUGGUUAGAAUGGCGUCCUGUCCGCAGUUCCUUACAUGGCCAUGAUCUUCACACAGAUUUUUGCCGGUCAUGCAGCGGACUUUCUACGUCGCAGAUUCCUGAGCACAACACACACUCGUAGGCUCUUCCAGUCUGUGUGUACGCCGGCGUGCUGUUUGGAAUCACCAACUUUAUCUCCACAAUACCUGGCACACUGGCGCCAAUUGUCACAGGGAAGCUCACACCAAACAACUACCAGUCCGAGUGGCGCACUGUCUUCUACUUGUGUGGGGCGUUCACACUCAUCGGCACUAUUAUCUUCGGGGGUUUCGCGUCCGGAGAGAUCCAGCCGUGGGCUGUCGGGGACGAGGAGGAUGACCUCAACAUGGAGAUGACCGUCAAACCAGACUCAGCAGACGCCAAAAUGGACAAUGGCGGCCACAAUAACCUGGCGUUUUCCAAACUGGACGAGAAAAAGGAGAAAUCUACAGACUAAGAGGAUUAGUAGUAUAAGUAACAAUAAAAAACAAAACAAACACAAUCAAAAGCAAAGAGUUAAAAAAAUCAGAACACUCAGAACACGAAAAACAAAAACAAA
Molecule: messenger RNA, 642 nt
Organism: Aplysia californica (California sea hare)
Lineage: Eukaryota; Metazoa; Mollusca; Gastropoda; Aplysiida; Aplysiidae
Product: sialin-like
Biological process (GO): monoatomic anion transport
Molecular function (GO): transmembrane transporter activity
Source: RefSeq, a predicted model, not a curated record